AUGGUUACAUUAGUUUUGCCAACUCUGUUUGAGAGUUAUGGUCCCGGCCAGGUUCUAGAAUGUGUUAAUGGCAUUAUAUGUCACUAUACACAACCUUGUCCUGAUGUAAUAAUAGGACUUUGGAAUCCCAAAACCGACGAGCAUAAAAGUAUUCCUCCGGGUAUUACUGAUGAUGAGCCCGGUUAUGAUCGGCAUGUAAGUGUUCAUGGAUUUGGUUAUGAUAAUGUGAAUGAUGAUUAUAAAGUGAUUCAAUGUGUAUAUUAUAAUUAUGAUCCAAUGUUAUUAGAAGAGCCUGUUCUAACAAUUUGGCAAAUUUAUAGUCUAAAAAGUAAUUGUUGGAAGAAACUUGAUCUUGAAAUGACUAAGAAAGAAGAUGUAGACAAAGCUUCUACAGCGUACUUGAAUGGAGUAUGCCACUGGUGGGGUAGCGAGUUUGCCACGAAUGGACUCGAAGAACAAGUACUUGUGUCAUUUAACCUCAGCACUGAAAUAUUUCGAACCACAUCAAUUGUUUGGCUGCAAGAAAAUGAUGAUAGCCUUAUCAGAACUUUGGUAGUGCUCAACGAGUCUGUUGCUCUGAUUUCCUCUUUUGCUCAAAAUAAUCGCAUUGAAAUAUCCCUUUUGGGUGAAGUUGGUGUGAAGGAAUCUUGGGUGAAGCUUUUCACACUUGGACCCUUUCCAUUAGAAUUUCCUUGUCCAAUGAGAAUGGGCAACAAAUGUGAUGUAAUAUUUUAUAUCGGAGACGAUAGCAAUGAAUUGGCUUCUUUUGAUGUCAUCACGGGAAAAGUAAUUCACAAUAUUAAUAUCAAAACAAGAAUGUUUGGUACAUGGAUUUACAAGGAAAGCCUCGUCUCUUUCACAAAAUAA
Arachis duranensis is the source of this 867-nucleotide messenger RNA. Its product is annotated as F-box/kelch-repeat protein At3g06240-like. The transcript has a single exon. The record is from RefSeq and is a predicted model, not a curated record. Lineage: Eukaryota; Viridiplantae; Streptophyta; Magnoliopsida; Fabales; Fabaceae. Bases 1 to 867 code for a protein of 288 amino acids.